This is a messenger RNA of Hibiscus syriacus, 594 nucleotides long. RefSeq names its product beta-1,3-galactosyltransferase 7-like. Gene Ontology annotation, molecular function: beta-1,3-galactosyltransferase activity. The transcript has 5 exons. The record is from RefSeq and is a predicted model, not a curated record. NCBI's taxonomy places the organism in Eukaryota, Viridiplantae, Streptophyta, Magnoliopsida, Malvales, Malvaceae. The coding region runs from base 38 to 577 and encodes 179 amino acids. Gene Ontology annotation, cellular component: Golgi membrane.
UCAUGAGUUAUCCGCAAAAACAAAAAUUUUCUUUUCUAUGGCAGUUGCAAAAUGGGAUGCUGAAUUCUAUGUCAAGGUGGAUGAUGAUGUCCAUGUUAAUCUUGGUAUUCUAGCUACAACCCUUGGCCGUCAUCGAUCCAAGCCCAGAGUCUAUAUGGGGUGCAUGAAAUCUGGACCUGUUCUUUCUCAAAAGAAUGUCAAGUACCAUGAACCAGAGUACUGGAAAUUCGGAGAAGAGGGGAACAAAUACUUUCGACAUGCAACUGGGCAGAUAUAUGCAAUUUCAAAGGAUCUGGCAACGUACAUCUCCAUAAACCAGCCUAUUUUGCAUAAGUGUUCUAAUGAAGAUGUGUCCCUCGGGUCAUGGUUUAUCGGACUCGAGGUUGAGCACAUAGAUGAUAGGAAUAUGUGCUGUGGGACUCCACCGGAUUGUGAAUGGAAGGCACAAGCAGGUAGUGUCUGUGUUGCAUCCUUCGAUUGGAGGUACAGCGGAAUCUGCAAAUCCGUGGAUAAGAUAAAAAUCGUUCAUGAAAGGUGUGGUGAAGGAGAUGAUGCGUUUUGGAAUACAUUGCUCUAAAUUAAUGCGGCUAAAGC